AUGCAUGACUUUGAUGUUCCUAACGCUGAAGACUACGAAUAUGGCUAUCAGUAUGACAGCUAUUACGAGCCAUUUACUCUUCCCACCGAUCUUUUCACCGACGAUGAAGCUGUAAAUUGGCUGAUUUCGCUGAAGAAAAUGGGAAAUCGAGUGAAAAAAAUGGAAUACGCGACUUUGUAUUGUGAGCUUGACUAUUUUAUUUUUUCAUUUUCUUGUAAUAAGUAGAAGGAGAAUGUGGACGUCGGCGAUUAAUAUUCUAAUGAUUGGAAUCUCAUUUUGUGAUAUUUUCAUAAUUGGGAAAACUCUUGGUGAUCAUAUUUAUGAAGACGUGUAUUGGACGGAUUGGUAAGUUUUCCAGACUCCAAUGAGAAAUUUGAAAUUGGUAUCCCGGAUUUGGUAUUUAAAUUUUUCAAAACCUGGCCUCGAGAUACAUAUCUCUGUUCCGUUGUCAUAUUAGUUUCUGAGUUUUUCGUUACUAUUGUGUUUCGCGUCUCACCAUUUCUCGGUCUAUCAAUGGCUAUUAUCCGUGUCGCCGUCCUGUAUUUUUCAUUCAACGCAAGAAUAGCGGGCCUGACCAAUAGGAAAGUUGGUGCAAAGAUAUUCAUAACCUUGAUGAUUAUAAGUAGCAUUAUUAGUGGAUGGUAUUACUCCAGGUUCACAUUAGUCAAAAAUGGCGUCUGGCUUCCUGAAGAGAAAUGCGGGAUUCCGCCCACUUAUAAACCCAUUCGGUAUUUCCGAACUGUAGGUCGGAAAAUACUCAUUUCUCAAAUGUUAUCUAAAAAAAUAUAUGCUCUGAUCGAUGGUGCUUCCAACAUUAUCCCCGCCAUAAUGUAUCCAGUGGUCACUGUGAUUUUAGUGAUUCGGAUAUGCAAAAUUCGAAAAAACAGGUCACACUUGAAGAGUCGACGGGAUAAUUCAGAAAGAGAUCACACGUCAACCCUAGUCGUGCUAAUGUCGAUUUCAUUCUCAAUUUCUCAAAUUCCAUUUGGAAUAUCUGUAUGGAUAGACGCGAUGUUUCAAUUUAACGCCGUACUAGACAGUUUCAUAUACAAUAGCAAAUCGAUCACAUCAAUCCUUUUUACUAUAAAUUCCACUUUGCACUGUAUCAUUUUUGCCGCUUUGAGCUCUCAAUAUCGAGAAGUGGCAUGGGACAUGACAGGUUGUAUUGGGAGGCUGAUAAAGGUUAGUGAUGUGGAUUUGUGA
Caenorhabditis elegans is the source of this 1203-nucleotide messenger RNA. The record is from the annotation of a RefSeq genome assembly. NCBI's taxonomy places the organism in Eukaryota, Metazoa, Nematoda, Chromadorea, Rhabditida, Rhabditidae.